Molecule: messenger RNA, 13565 nt
Organism: Paramuricea clavata
Lineage: Eukaryota; Metazoa; Cnidaria; Anthozoa; Malacalcyonacea; Plexauridae
Source: the annotation of a GenBank genome assembly
CAGAUUUGACAACGUUUCUGCCCUGGAUAUCUGCCGUCUACUGAUACCAGAUUACAUUAUUUUGGCCUUUUCAAUAUUCUGCUGGGUAUGCACGAGAGCUUUGGGACGCGUGCGUACGAAUAAUGUGAACGAGGGAUCGUAUUGGAAUAAAACCUUUAUCAUCAAUUCAAAUAUCAGGAACUACGUUUUGCCCUAUUUUGUAUUGAUUCUACUUUUGGUAGCGGGUGUAUCCGUACCAUGCCUGAUAUCAUGUGUGUAUUUCUUGAUCUUUUUACUAUUUGGUACGAUGUGGUCUCUGCAUAAGACGUUACAUUCGCAUUACUGGACAACUUUGUUUCGAGUCAGACUGUUCCUCAUGAUAUAUUCUGGUUCGCAUCUCUUGGUGUUGUAUUUUUAUCAGUUUCAAUUCUUCCAGUCGGCGUUACCUGUCAAAUCUUUACCAGCAAGGUGAGUCGAUCAUUUUGAUUGACAUUCAUUGUAGUGAUGUUUCUUGUGGUCAGAUCUAACGAGAAUCAGAGUGCAUGAGACGCGACCUUGGUAAAGGUGGGGUUACAUGAGCAACAAAAUUGCUGCAGCAAUUUAAAAGCAUGCAUUUAAAAUUUUUAGCAUGCAUUUAAAAUCUGAAUUAGUAUUGGUAACUUUCAUAAACAUCCCUGCUUCUGAAGUAAUAUUUCAAAUCCGACUAUGAGGACUGGACUAGAUUUCAAGUCCGCGUAGUUUGAUCACGUGCUGGGCGGGGCGAAGCCGAGGACUGGAUCAAAAUGCGAGGACUUGGAAUGAAGUCCAGGCCGAAUUGGAGGAUUUGAAAUGACAUCUCAUACGAAUAAAUCACUACUUAAAAUGAGGUGAAUUAAUUUUGAUCCAGUCCUAGGAUUGUGGAUCAAUUAUACUUCACCAGAUAUCCAGUAUUAACAUGUGAGCAAAAUAAAACAAUAAUUGGCUAAUGAGAUUGAUUAUUGCCCCGUUUACUUGAGAUGGUAAAAACUUUCAAGUUUCCAAAAGCUAUUCAUUCUGAAACCUGAAAAUACAAGUUAGAACCUCUGGUACGUAAAGUGCGCGAAUUACUGUACAGUAUAGCUUGACCCUCUCUUAAUUAACCAGUGAACUAAAAAAAAAAAACAUAAGCUUUAAAAACUAUAUUUUCCGAAUUGUUUUGAAUUAGUUUUAUUGAGUGAUCUCGGUGGCGAGCGACUCGUUGAUUUCUCCUUCCUCCCCCUCUAGACUUCUGGGUUUGAUCGGGUUUGUAGAAACAAAGUGUGAUAAUCCUCAAGCUCUGUAUUACCGAAGUGAAGAUCUUGACUGGCCACAUUUUGUGUUCGUUGCUGUCGUGGUGACUCUUUAUUGGUUUCUUGCAACGGAGAUCAGAUAUGACAACAAUGAUCAGGUGUGAAAUUCAUCGCUCUAUCAGGCCCCAGUUACACGAUACCGGGUUCUCAUCGGAGUGACAUCAAAUGUUACAGUUUCAAGGGGAAUUUCGCGCUCAAUAUUAUGAUAAUAUAACAGAAUUAGUCAAAAACUUUAAAUAUGAAAAGUUGUAAGAGGCCAGAAAGCGUUUUAGUUUAUGUCGCUCGACUCGUUCCGAUGCGAAUCCGAUAUCGUGUAACUGGGGCCUUAGACAUCAGGCAGUUUAGUCUUGAGAGUAACGGCUCUCCUUUUUAAUAAGCUCAGCAAUAUUAAUAUUGCUGCCCGAGUUAGCUGUGUAAUGGUGCAAAUUUAGAAGAUGUUUUAUGAACUAUCAAUUAGUACCAGACAAUUUGACAUCUAAAACUUGGACUUUUUUGUCAUAGUAGCCUUUCACGGAUAUUGUUAAACUUUUUGUGAAGAGUAUGUAAGAAAUCAGUCAUGCAUGUGAAAAUUAUGCGUGAAAGGCUAGUGGCAAAAAAUUGCAUGCUUACUGUACGCGUAUAGCAUGACCAGUUCCCAUGGCUGGCUUCGCCAUUGAGAAAUGCAUUUUUAGCACAUGUUAAUUCCACAAGAAAUAAUGCAUCUCUGCUGAAACUUCGAUAACAGUCAAUAUAAAGCAAAUGCGGCUGUUAUUACAGUAACAAUCGCGCGCAGGCUUACCCAUAAUGCUUCGUAUCUCCUAAGUAUAGUAAGUAUAUCCCAAUAGCUUAUAGUAGCCUAUACACAGUGAGUACGUAGAAAUCUCGCAACUUGUCAACAAGAUGUGUUCGCAACAGGCUUGUAGCAAGCUUGUCAACAAGUUUUAACAAUGUUGUUAUUUCAUCAAGUUGCUACAAGGUUAUCACUCUCAACUUGUUGACAAAUUGUUGAACUCGGACAGGACGAUAACGAGUUGUUGGAACAACUUGUAACAAGCCUGUUAAGCUCAACAACCUUGUAGCAAGUUGUCAACAAGCCGUUGACAACUUGUGAACAAGCUGGGAACAAGCAGUGCGAACACAUCCUGUUGACAAGUUGUUGGAACAGCAUUGCCACAAAUCUGCUGCAGGUUUGUUACAACUUGUGCGUUUUUACGCGUGUAGUAAAUAUACACUGAAGGUGUAAAUAGUCUUGAAACGUUUUAAUUUAGCAUGGCAAUGAAAGCAGACGGACCGAUAUCAAUUUAGAUGAUGACCAUACUGAAGAAUUAGGCGAAAACAGCCAGACCGCAGGAGCUGGGGAGGAAGACCGUCCAACUCUGACGUUAAAAGAAACGAUAUCUAGUAUUUUAUCAUUCUUGAUGGCGCAAAGUUAUAUCGCAUCUCUCAUUAUUAUGAUGGUAGGUACAACUAAAUCUACCUCUCCGACGAUCUAGAAAGGUUGCAGAAGCGAGCCCUGCGAAUAAUUUCCCCAUCCACCAACUAUGUUGAGGCAUUGGAAGUCUGUGGCUUAUCUUCAUUGCAUGAUCGCAGGGAAUAUCUAACAACCAAACUGUUUCAUGAAAUUUACCGUGAUCUAAACCACAAACUACAACGUCUUCUUCCUGAUCUUAAUUAAUGAAUCUAAGGGGGAAGUGUGCACAUCCCCUGAGAUCGUUUUGCACCUCCCCUGAGAAUUUUUGCACCUCCCCUUAAAAGUCAUGCACUUCCCCUUAGGAAAGUUUUAAUGAUAGAUCAAAGUGAAAAUUUGACAUUUUUUGGUUGCUUAGGGUCUACACUUCGUAAGAAAGUUUUUUUCUGUAAAAUUGAAACAAUGAUAGCCAUUCAUCCCUGUGUCAAGUACCCUGUUGAUGCAAUGUUUUGAAAGAAACUUUGUAGCAAUUGUAAUGAAAGGCAAAAUUGGAUGAGUUGUACAGUCAUAAUUCAUUAAUACACUGAUACAUAUGUGCACGACAUAAAUAUACGUCACGUCGUUGACUUUGUCCCCAACUUUCUUUCCACGAGCGUUAUUAACUAGAUCGCUGCACCUCCCCUAAAUUUUUUCCACCUCCCCCACUAUUUCCACCAAAAUCUUGUCUUGUAUUGUAUAUUGAGUUUCUUUCAGGACAAGUUUCUUAGAAGUGCAUGUUGUUGACCAUACAAUCGCAUAACUUGAACCUUAUCGCAUGGGCACUCUAGAUUGCUUAUAUCGGCCACAGACCCGUUAAACACUUUAGGCUGGACCACUCUUGAACAACGCAGAUUGUAUCAUGGAUGCUUAUUUGUUUUUAAGUGUCUAAAUAUUCAUACCUCACAUGGAUUUGAACUUCUAGCGAACAGAGAAAUAUACAACUAUACAAUACGCGAUAUAUAAGGACAAUUUAAGGCCACCGAAAGUGUCAAGGAAUUGGGGAAAGCAAAGACUCGCUUAUCAGCCAUGACAGACUGGAAGAACUUAGACAGAAAUAUAAAACUCUCUACUAGUAUUUCUACAUUUAAGAAAAACUUUUUUAGCAAUCUUUGAACUUUCCCUCGUAUAAGUUUUUAACAUUUUCAUAGUUAUGUAGUAUAUGCAUGUCUUCCUUGUAAAUUUGUUCAUUUAGUUCAGGACCUUUCUGAAAAUCACUUUGCGAGAAAGCUUCCUGAAAAUAAAUAUUAAUUUAAAAAAAUGUCUUUAUUUGUUAGGCAUGGAGCAUAAUUUACCAUUCGUGGCUGACUUUUGUUCUUCUACUUUGGGCAUGCCUCAUCUGGAUAACGCCGUUUGCUCGGUCGUUCUGUAUGAUCACGUCGCCAUAUUUGGUGAUAUAUGCAGAGGUCUUACUACUCAUUCAGUUCAUUUAUGGUUUGGAGUUGAACGAUGAUGAGUUGCCGAUGAAGAGCGCUUCUGGAGAGCUGGACUAUGAAGAAUUAGGUUUCAAGAAAUGGAGAUAUCCCUGUUUACAUUUGGCUAUACAGGUAAAGUGAAUACAUACAGUAUACAUGUAUACUGUCAUUUGAUAUCUCAUAUCAAGCAAUUAUCUGCUACACGCGAGACUUCAAAUAAAUAUUUUGUGAAUAUAAUUUCAGCAGAACAGCUUACAGUAAUACGAAAAUUAAAUUAGUUGAACAGAUGAUGAUCGUUAGGUUAAAUGAAAACUGAUGAAAUUGGAAUUAAAGUAUAAAACUUUGUAGCGCUUUUCCGUGCUAUAUAAAAGAGAUGAAUGCAUUAUGGUUUGUGCUUACAUACAUGUAUAAAUAUGGGUUUGACGUGGGAUGAAGCGUUUUUGUGUGGCUAGAAAACUUCAGUGGCUCUAUUUUUUCUUUAGACUGUAUUUACGUGGGUAUUCUGGGUGACACUUCACCAACACGUUAAAGAAAAGCAAAGUAGAAGCGAUGGAGAACAAUUCGAAUUACGUCCAAUCGUUAUCGCUUUGACACAAAUGUGUAAGUGUCAUUUCAUAACCGACGUUUAGUGCUUAAAUGUAUGGCAAACUGGAUUUCUCUACUUCUUUUGUCUCAAAAUGUACAGUACGUAGCUACACCAAUAUGUGCCAAUAUCAACUUCGAUUCCUGUGGAAGGGCAGAUGGUUGCAUCACCAAUACCUAUUUUAUAUACUUUAAUUCGUGGCCUUUUAAUCAUUUUUAGUUUCCCGCAAUCCCGGUCAAAGGAACACAGGAACCGAAGGUACAGUGUCAAUUUCCCGUUUGGAAGUACAGUAGUUGUUGUGAUGCACAAGGCAUAUUUUCAUGAAUUUACAAUGCUAGUCCAUAACUAGGGGAAAGUUUUAUACUGACCAUAGACAGAUCGACUAUUUCAUUAACUAUUGCUUUUCAUUGUUCACAACCUUUUAUCAUAUGAUCGCCAAGUUGUUCCGUUGAAAUUGUCUUCCGGCUGAAUUUGAUCGAUGCCAGUCUUUGCAGGUCUUCCCUUUCCCAGCGAUGGUUCUCAGAGUGGCGUAUUACGUUUUAAGCCAGUCUGCACUAUAUGAUCGAUUACACGCAAAAACGCACAAGUUGUAACAAACCUGCAGCAGACUUGCAGCAAUGCUGUUCCAACAACUUGUCAACAGGAUGUGUUCGCACUGCUUGUUCCUAGCUUAUUGACAAAUUGUCAACGGCUUGUUGACAACUUGCUACAAGGUUGUUGAGCUCAACAGACUUGUUACAAGUUGUUCCAACAACUUGUUAUCGUCCUGCAAUUCAACAAUUUGAAUUGAAGGACGAUAACACGACUGAUUAUUUACUUAAUAUUUUCCCCAGGCAAUGAAACAUCACACAGCAUCUCGGCAACAGGCGAUACCACGGUUGAUGUGAUAUUAAUGAGAUGGAUAAAGUCCGUGCUCAGCAAGUACUGGAUCCUAGUUUGUUGUGGUGCAUUCCUAUUGGUUGGUCUUCAAAAUGACGUGUCAAUGUACCAGAUUGGUUAUAUGGCGAUAUUUUUAUUUCUGUUUGUGUGUUAUCAGGUAUGUCUGUUGGCAAGUUGGCGUAUUUCUUUUCUUCGAUUUGUCUGUCUGUUUAGAUAGCUAUAGCACUAUAUUGUAAGCUCCGAUGAUGUUUUAAAGGAAUUAAUUAAAACUUGCAGCCCUUAAAACAACGAUAUAAAAUCAACAAGACGAUUUUGCCAUCAUAUUUAACAAACAUGUUUAAAAUUAAAACUAAUGAUAGGCAGGACCGCCGAGAGAAUUUGCGGGGCCUGGGGCAAAUCUUCUUUGGGGGCUCCAUGACAUGAUUAUUUUUAAGCUAGACCCAAGUCAGUCAUUCAACUAGACCUUAGCUAGACUGCAUGUGGAGCUACUGUAAGGGGCCCUUAAUUUUAAAAAUGCUCUGACCCAUUUAAAAAACUUACUCAAUUUUAGGCUCUCGUUAUCAAGUUGGGGCCCUAUUAAGGUGGGGCCCCGGGCAAUUUGCCCCGCCCCCUCUCGGCGGCCCUGAUGAUAGGUAUGUCUUGUGAAGUACUAGCAACAAUUAUGUAUACUUGCCGGAAACAAGCGUUAUGAAAAAGAGUUUUACUUACAGUAGCUGCGUCGCUUUUGAAUGGCUUAUGAAGUACGGCCAAAGAAAAAGGAAUAAGCCUUAACAAAUUUAAUGUUUUCUUGGCGGCAACUGAUUCAAUAUCACCCUUGUAAAUAUGGUUUUAAAUUUAAUUAUAUUUAGUGCAUGCAAAUUGAUAUAUAUUAGUAAAUAAUUGUAAUAUUGUAAAUUAAUUACUAGUUAUAGUGUCAUCAUUAUUAGUGUGCAACAAACGGUCCCUUGAAAAUCAGGUACCUAUGCACCCUGAAGGGUUAUCGUUUUAAAAUAUUUUUGAAAUAAUAAUAACAAAAAUAAUAAUUGUAGACUUGUAGUAUGUAAGUUAUUACGCCAGAUUACAGUACAUUGCGAAAGCAAAUUGGAAAGAGUAAUUACAUACAAGGCCGGAUUUUGGUGGAAAUGCUGGGGCAGGUGGAAAUAUAUUUAGGGGAGUCUAGCCCACGGCCCCCAUGGAAUGUUAGGACUUAGAAUGUAGCCCCCUAUUAAAGUCAACUAUAUGACGCAUGCAUGUACUGUACAUGUGUAUCAGUGUAUUUAUGAAUUAUGACUGUACGACCUAUCCAAUAUAUGCUCUUUAUUACCGAUUACUACAAACGCAUAAAAAAAUUCACUUUAAUCUAUCAUUUAAACUUUCCCAAGGGGAGGUGCAUGACUUUUCAGGGCAGGUGCAAAAAAUCUCUGGAGGUGCAAAACGAUCUCAGGGGAGGUGCCCCCACACCUCCCCUCACAAUCCGGCCUUGAUUACAUAUACGUAUAUUUCUCCUGUAUUUAAUAUUAUCUGAUUACUUUUCCAUUAUUUAGGUUUCGUUUUCAUUUUGGCGUGUAAUCUUACGUCCAGUAUGGUGGGCGAUGGUUAUUUACUCUGUGUGUAUUUUGUUGGUGAUAUAUACAUACCAGUUCGAAAAUAUGCCGAUGUAUUGGAGAAAUACGACGCAUCUCUCUGAUGAAUGGUUAGUAUUGUCUUCAUACCAUCGAAAACAGCCAGUUUUGCGUAUUUUAUAAACUGUCCAAUAAUUAAGAGUUAUUCGAACUGUAGUCGUAUAUGAGCGGAUAGCUGACGAGGUGUGUAGCACCGAGUGGGCUAUUAGUGUAGUGAGUAGAAUAAGGCCCUAUUAUCAUCUAAACUUCAUUCAUCUGCUGGUCCCGAUGAAAUUCCUUCUUGGCUUCUCCGGGAAAACGCUUCAGUGUUGUGUCGACCUUUGUGUUCUAUUUUUAAUUCAUCAGUUCGUGAAGGAUUUGUUCCCUCAAUAUGGAAGGCAGCAAAUGUUACACCAGUUCAAAAAUCUUCGCCUCCUAAAGAUGUUGAUUCUGACUUUAGACCAAUUUCCCUCACACCAAUUAUCAGCAAGAUUCUUGAAUCCUUUCCCUACAAAUGGCUACUUGACUCCGUCUCAAAAAAUUGAUUCCUUGCAAUUUGGUUCGCUGAAGGGUUCAAGCACUAGUAUGGCAUUAAUCUACAUGCUACAUAAAUGGUUUGAAGCAGCUGACAAACAAGGUAACACUAUACGGAUUUGUUUACUUGAUUUUUCCAAGGCGUUUGAUAGAUUAGAUCAUAACAUUCUGUUGGAAAAAUUGAAAGACAUGGAAAUUCAUCCCGUAUUACUCAACUGGAUCGCAAACUUCCUAACAGGCAGACAACAAAGAACCCGUGUUGGUCAGUUCUUUUCUGAGUGGAAGUUUUUAAACGCCGGCGUCCCACAAGGAACGAAGCUUGGCCCGCUAUUAUUUUUGAUCAUGAUAAAUGACGUGGCUGUAGUGGAUGAAACUGUUAAAUUUGUCGAUGAUACUAGCCUUUGGGAAAUAAUAUCAAACAAUUCCCCUUCCCAGUUACCCGCUAACAUCAUCAGCUGCUCUGAAUGGUCAUCAGACAAUAAUAUGAAGUUAAACGUAUCAAAGACCAAAGAAUUGCGUGUCUGCUUUUCUAAACUUACUCCAUCGUUUGCCCCCAUUACCAUUCGCGGUCAAGAGGUCGACGUCGUUUCCGAGGCCAAACUAUUGGGCGUUGUCCUUUCGGACGACCUCAAAUGGAACUGCCAUAUUGACUACAUUUGCAAGAAAGCCGCGAAGCGUUUGUACGGUCUGCGCCUUCUUAAAAGAAAUGCUUUACCUACUCAUAUUCUGAUCUCAACCUAUUGUACACAUAUUCGACCAAUUGUCGAAUAUGCUUGUCAGGUGUGGCAUUAUGGCCUUCCUCAUUACCUGAGUGAUCAAGUUGAAAAAAUACAAAAAAGGGCAUUAAAAAUUAUUUUCCCUGGAACUAUUUAUGCUGAAUGUUUGCUUAAAGCUAACUUGAUGACUCUUUACGAACGUAGAACUGUCCAUUGCAAGCGACUUUUUUCGAAGAUGUUGGAACCCACUCAUAAACUGAAUGCCUUAGUACCGCCUAAAAGUCUUCAAACUUAUAAUCUGAGGUCUUAUCCCAACUUAUUAGUACCUAGGUGUAGAACUGAACGUUUUUCGAACAGUUUCAUUCCUGCUGCGUCUCGUGCUUAUAAUAAUAAGUAAACUUUAGAUUACUAACGUUAUUUUUAUUUAACUUACCUAUUUUUACCUGUAAAUAUAGAAUAGAUUAAAUACCUAUGUUCUUAUACCCUGUAAUUCCAAAGUAAUUCAGUUGUUACUGCUAGUUUGGAAAUUUUUUUAAUAAUAAUAAUAAUAAUAAUAAUAAUAACUCUUUUAUUAUUUUGACAACCGCUGCAUUCACAGACUCAUCUGUAUGGCAAUAUGUUGACAUGUAAUUUUAGCAAUCCAUCGAAAACUUGCCCUAAACCUGAUAAGCCACUGCUGCUAUUUCUUCAAAUAAUAUAUACUUCAAACAUUGCGCUGAAAACUUAUAUAUUUGCAAUGCGUAUAACCUUUCCAUCGCGAUGAAACAUGUAUAAUGAAGCGCUAUCUACCGCAGGUCUACAACUAGUUCUUAUAUGCAAGAAGACAAUAUUUAAUCGAUAAACUCUUCCAAGAUAUUGUGACUAAUGAUAUAGUCUUAGACUUCACAGCUCCAUGUAAUACCAAUGCACGAAACUUAAGAAAAGCUUUUGGCUGCAAAGUUUUAUAUAAUUAAACUAUCUAGUACGGUCUCACAGAUCUUGACACAUCACAAUAUGUUUAAACUACAGUAGGCAGGACACGCAUGGCACCUCUGGCCUUUUAACUGGUUUUUCUACGACUUCUCUCUUCUGUGCUUCUAGUUUUUCAUUCACUUUCAAUUUUUCUAUUCUAUAUUUUUCUUGCCUUUCUAUACAAUCUCAUCUAGUGGUGUGCACCAAACAUGCAUGGGACCUAGUCUCGUUUGUGUUUCGCUACGUUUAGCAGCUUCUGUAGUUACUAUUCUCCAUACUCUUGUUCAAUGUAAUUAUCCAUGUAAGUUAUGUACAGUAUUAUCAACUGAAGUUAUCAACGUGCCAAAUUAAGGGGCUGUUUACAUGGUUAACCGGACUGAAACUUCAUCAAGCCAAAAGUGGCGGGGGAAAGUUGUUUACUUAUUAAUACUGUAAGGUUUGUCACGCAAGUCAAAUGCACGUUUUAUAGAGCUAAUUUUCAAAACUAUCUAAUCGACAAGAAAAAUACUAAUAGUUAAAAAAAAAUACUAAUUCAAAUCGAUAUUGUAGCUUGUACAGAGGUUCUUUCGCUAGCCCGGUUAUACCCGGGCUGGUAACUUUACGUUGGAAAAUUUCAGCCCGGUUAGCUGGGCGUCCCGUUUGACUCAGGUGAGAUCUCGGCUAGGCGGGCUGGCCCAGUUCACAUGUAAACUAAAACUGUUUUGUUAAGGGAUUUGUAUGAAGCCGCGGGCGCCUCGGUUAACCGGGCUAGUCCGGCUAGCCGGGCUCAUGUAAACAGCCCCUAAAGCUGCUAAAAUAAAUAUCUAUCUAUCUUUAUUUACUUGACGGCGUGUAUUUUCUUCCUACAGGUUAUAUGACCUGGGUCUUCGUCAGCACACAAAAGCCAGUCUACUUUUGGAACUUCUGACACCAACGACAUUUUCCGUGAUCAUUGUCAUUCAACUCCAUUUCUUCUAUCGACCAUUCAUGGCUAUGAUUGACCUUCGACCUCCACGUCAGGCGGUCAGAGUGUCACGUGACGAAGAGAGAAGAGUGUCGCUCAGCAUUGCAGCCAAUCACGAAGAAGAGGAGGUCACCUCGGCCAAUCAGGAGGAAGAGAACAUCAUCCCGGCCAAUCAGAGACAAGGGAAAGGCAUUUUGUCCAAUCAGGAUGCAGGAUACGGAAGGGAUGAGAACGAUUCCCCUUCGGAACCGCAAACGUGGGUGUUAAAAUGGUACAACUACAUGACUGUGAAGUUAUGGAGAUUGGGCGAACUUCACAUGUCGAAAAUUAUCAGUUUUACUUUGAUUUGCGUUGUUCUGUCGAAGGUAAGGAUUUUAAAUUAUGGUAAAGUCAUUCCACGAGCCUUUGGACUAUAAAGAUUUCACUUGAGUCUGACAAAUGUCCAGUCAAAUUUGCAGUUUCGACAAUGGCCAAUACUGGUCGGUCAGCUUUUCAAUAUUUGUUAAAUGCCGGUAGUAUAGAUAAUCACACGGGAGUGCAUUUAAUGAUUGUAUGUUUCAAAAUCACUAUGAGUGAUUUUGAAAAAUAUGCCAAAAUUGCACGAGCGGCCGAAGCGAGUGCAAUUUGGCAUAUUUUUCAAAAAUCACGAGUUUCUCGAUAUCAUACUCAACCUCAUUCAAUAAUUGUGUAUUAUUGAUGUUGAAAUUUGGAAAUUUAAUGACACAUUACGUUUCAUAACUUUUUUACAUUUCCUCACAAAUUUCGUCUCAAAAAAUUUUCUCCGUUCUUAGGUGUGUGCGAUAAAUGCCGUGAUUAUUGUAUUGCUGGGCAUAGCAAUGCCUUCAGGUGUGAUCCAGAGAGCUCUAUCGUAUUGUUUCCUUAUAUGGAGCUCCUUGGUUAUCCUCGCAAAAAUGUGUUAUCAAUUACAGUUCGUGCAAGAAGAUGUCUUUCAACAUAAUUGUUCCAAUACGGUAAGAUAAUAAUAAUAAUAAUAAUAAUAAUAAUAAUGAUAUUUAUAUAGCGCCUAUACAUUGCUGUCCUAAGCGCUUUAUAAUAUCAUAUUACAUUUACAAAAUUAUUAUCUAUAUUUACAGUCGAUUUUGUUAUAAAAUAAAUGUUAAAAAACAACUAAUGAGUUACAAAGAAUGAUAAUUAAAACCUAAAAGUAAUUACAAAUCGUAAGUUUGUUUAAAAAGAUGUGUUUUCAAUUCAGAUUUAAAUAUGUUGAUGUUACUAAUCGAUCUAAUGUUCAUUGCAUGGGAGCAUGUUCCAAAUUCUCGGUGCUGCAACUGAAAAGGCCCUGUAGGCAUAUGUCUUUAAAUUAUAAUGUUGUUCUGCAAAACGCCAUUUGUCUGAGGACGAUCGAAGACACCUUGCCGGCUGAUGGUGACAUAAAAGAUCUUGCAAAUAUGUCGGAGCCAUGUUGUUCAUUAUUUUAAAGCACAUCAAAUUGAUCUUAAAAAUGAUGAUAUAUGAUUGUUUUUAGAUAUAUGAUUGUUUUUGCCACACAUAUAAUUUACUGGCCCGGUUACCUGCAUGUGUUUCACAACUUUUUGCUUGAAACUGUCGCAUGCAACCUGCUUACAACUUAAAUGGUACUGUGUAUCAAACACACACAUCGAGCACCUACGAAAACGAAUCCUGGAAAGGGUACAUCUUUUUAGGAAGAUCACCCUCCACUACGAAUGUAAAUUAUGUGAAGAGUCGCCGACUUUUCUUAGGGCACGUACUGACAUUUAAAGGGACGCGCACUCCUCUGAACCUCGUGGAAAAUCUACCAAUGAAUUCGCCCCCUAGUUGGCAUAUACCAAACAUUCAUAUGGUCUAAAAAAAUACCUGUGGUUCCGGUUUCAUAUCGUGAAAAAAUUAGGGUCGGUAGGUCGGAAAUAGAUUUUUUUUAACUAUGUUUUUCAUGGUUUGGGCGCGUUUUUUGCUGGGCGAUUUGCAGUAGAGUUUUUUGCUGGGCGAUUUGCAAUAUUAAUUAGAGAUGCGUAUUUCCUAUGGACGAAUUUAGGCAAUUUGGUUCAAUAAUUAGUGUGACAACAGACGCCAUUUUGGCAUCGCUGUAUGAACAGCCCGCAACCACCCGGAGAAAAUAGGGUCGCACGGUCAAUCGCGUUGAAAAAAUAAAAGAGUUGGCAGAAAAAAAUAGGGUCGGUCGGGAACCGGAACCACAGGUAUUUUUUUUAGGCCUAUUCCCAAAAAUAUUAAUGACGUAGAAAGGCCACGAAUUCGCCCAUUCCAUGCACCCUCGUUCGCAUGAUUAUAAUCAACAGAACAAAAAGGUUAGGGAACUCGAUGCAGACAUAAUAAAUCUUGUCUUGGUUUAUGCAAGAAAUGGUCGGUUCAUCGCCACGUGUGUAUUGUUUUUUGGCCCAACCAAUAGCAGUGUGUUAAUUUAAUUACCUAGCCGUGAUAUUACACAUGAAAAUGUUAAAUGAAAAUGUAGCAAUUGGUUGCGCUAACGAAAGUAAAAUCCACACCUGCAUGAAAUGAGAUCUAUUAUUACGUCUGCAUCGAGUUCCCUAACCUUCUUAGUACAAAAAUUACAUAGUUAGACAUUAGGUUGCAUUAACCCAUUGAGUCGCAUUGCACCCUUAUGCACCCUACUUUGGUAUUUUACUCUGUCUAACGCCAUACGAUUUUACUCGUCAAGGGGAGAGCGCUGGCGCUUAAUGGAUUAACUGGCCUAUCUGCCCAUGUGUCUAGUUAACCCAUUGAGUCGCAUUGCACCCUGAUGCACCCUACUUUAGUAUUUUACUCUGUCUAACGCCAGACGAUUUUACUUGUCAAGGGGAAAGCGCUGGCGCUUAAUGGGUUAAAUAACGCAGAGAGACGGCAUGUAGUAAAACACUGACUACCGGAACACCGGAACACCACCUAACCCUAAGCCUAACCCCAACCCUAACCAAUCCUAACCCUAACCCCAACCCUAACCCCCAAUCCUAACCCUAAUCCCAAACCCUAACCCCAAACAAAAUGGUGGUGUUCCGGUGUUCCGGUGGUGUUCCGGUGGUGUUCCGGUGGUGUUCCGGUGGUGUUCCGGUGGUGUUCCGGUGGUGUUCCGGUGGUGUUCCGGUGUUCCGGUGGUCUGUGUUUUACUACAUGCCCAGAGAGACGACGUCUAUCUUGUCGUGGCUUUCAUUUCAUCUCUGUUUUAGGUGAUCCGUCGUUCUAACGUUGUCAAUCAUUUUACUAACAAUGCUUUAUGGGUCGGCUUUUAUAAAACUAAAAAUAUUUCUGCAGAUAUACAGG